AUGAACGGUGCCUCCAGGCCCGCCGACCGUGGCCAAUCCGACGCGCCUGGGCCCGCGCCUGCCGCCGCCUCCGACACGGCCCGCAAAUCCAUCUUUUCGCUGCCCUCGCUGCGAGGAGGUAGCGAUGCAGAAACCCAUUCCAAUUAUUCUCAACAAUUUCAGCAAUACCAACAGAACCGUCCGCAAUCGUCGGUCUUUGAUUGGAACGAGCCGGAGAGAGGCAGGUCAACUCAGCCCGUGGCCCGCAACCUUCAUCACACACAGCAGAGCCCAACACACUCUUCACAGGCUCGUCAGUCACAUGCAACCCAACAACAGCAAGACCAGUCCAAUUCUACAUCUCUCGGGGCUCAGCCAAACCCGUCAAACACCAAUGUUGCCGCUGCACCCACCAAAGCCGACUCAGAAACAAAUGGGGACGCCUUCACACCUCCGACAAGCGCUAGUGACGGCAGCACAAGCGGAGUAGCAAAUGGAGAUGGUCGCAACUCUCAGGACUCCAGCCAGGACUCCCAGUUGCUCCAGCUUUCCCAAUUAGCCGCUGCUAGGGAAAAGCUGCCGGCGGAUGGUGAAAUGAUCUUGAGUCCUGUAAGCGCUGGCUUGAAACGAAAGAGGAUUGGCCCUGAUGCCGUGGCGACGUCUGGCCGGGAUUCUUCAAAUACACCUCCAGUUUUCAGUGCACCAAGGAUAGGGCACUCGCGGAACACGAGCACCGUCAGCAUGGCUUCGACAGGCAGUCGGAUGGGAGAGCUCUCACAUGAGCUCAAAGCACGCCUUUCUUAUGCCAUGGUCAAAGUCAACAAUGGUUGGGAAUCACACAGCAUAGACGAGGUGGAGUCGCUGGCUUCCCGUGCAGCGUCCCCCAACUCAACUGCGUCUACUCUACCUGGCAGACAGGGGUCCUCGGCGAGUCCUAGACUCUAUGGCGCAGACAACCGUAGCCCUACUCGUCCGGCUGGGAGGUUAACAGCCUCAAAGCACGAUCGGCGGAAUUCUUACCACCCCGGAACCCAUGUUACUGGCCAAAACGCUGCUGCUAACUCGGCCAUGUCUCCUCCGUUGCUCAAACCGGCGCCGUCGCUUGCUCCUCCGGUAUCUAUCAAGCCAUCAUUGUCGUCCAUCAACCCCCGUCGCAACUCCAACCCAACUUUUAGUCCCGCAUUCCUAUCACAUGGUUACGUUUCCGCUAGCCCUCGGACACCCGUUGAAACUGCCUCCACACACGGUACGCCGAGGCAAGCCACAUCAAGGACACCCAUGGUUGAUCCCAUAAUUUUCUCGCCACACCAAAACGUCCGCGAGCAAGAUGCAAUUGAGUCUCUACUCUUUAUGAGCAGCCCUGGAAACUCUGCAAAUCUGAAGCAUUCCUUCCCUAGCUCAUCGUCUCAGCCCGUCAUAUCAAGUAGGACCGGAGGAGUUGCACCAAACCAACGUACCGCGCUCCCUAGUGGACAGCCUCGGAGGACCCUGCCAUCUAGCAGACCUCCGAAUUCGCAGCCAACAAAGCGUGUCGGAUUUGAACAUUCGUCGAGCACACUGAGCGAUAUGGACAUAGAUGGACCUUCAAACACAUCCCGCGGAACGCCGAGGGGGCCGAGGUCUAAUGGCAACGUCAACGGCAACGAACACGCCGAGUUCCAACGACCAAGGAUACCUCUAGCGCUACCGGCAGGGUUGGGCACGACAAUUAAACCACGCCGGCCAACACUAACAGAAGCAGACAUUGACAAGAUGCUUGACCAAUGCGUGGCCGAAGACGAGUCCGAUUCUGAUGAGGAAGAGAUACAAAUACCUGUGAGAGCACCAGGUGUGGGUAUAGUCAAGUCUUGA
This is a messenger RNA of Pyricularia pennisetigena, 1830 nucleotides long. RefSeq lists its product as uncharacterized. The transcript has 2 exons. Gene Ontology annotation, molecular function: transcription coregulator activity. The record is from RefSeq and is a predicted model, not a curated record. NCBI's taxonomy places the organism in Eukaryota, Fungi, Ascomycota, Sordariomycetes, Magnaporthales, Pyriculariaceae. Gene Ontology annotation, cellular component: cytoplasm; SBF transcription complex. The coding region runs from base 1 to 1830 and encodes 609 amino acids.